This is a messenger RNA of Ctenopharyngodon idella (grass carp), 4473 nucleotides long. RefSeq names its product C-type mannose receptor 2-like. The record is from RefSeq and is a predicted model, not a curated record. The transcript is spliced from 11 exons. NCBI's taxonomy places the organism in Eukaryota, Metazoa, Chordata, Actinopteri, Cypriniformes, Xenocyprididae. The coding region runs from base 36 to 3086 and encodes 1016 amino acids.
UUAUCAGAGUUUUUCAAUGUGUUUCUUCCUCAGAAAUGGAGCAAACUCUAUAUUUCAUUCUUCUUCUCAUUGCUCUCUGCUCCGUAUCUGAAUGUGUUCAGCGUCAGUAUCACUUUAUAAACGUGAGGAAGAACUGGACUGAAGCUCAGAGAUACUGCAGAGAGAAUUACACAGAUCUGGCCACCGUUGACAACAUGAACGACAUGAACGAGCUGAAGAAGGGUGUAGAUGAUGAACAUGUCUGGAUUGGGCUGGAGAGGAAGGUUCGUGAUAAAUGGCAGUGGUCUUCAGGUGAUCCUGCGCUCUAUCUGAACUGGAGAUCUGGACAACCUGAUGGUACAAAUGAGUGUGGUUUUAUGAGAAAUGGACAAAUGCAUGAUGGGUCAUGCAGUAACAGCCUGACUUUCAUCUGCAGUUCAUCUAACAACAUGAACACAGGACUCGUCUUUGUCAAUCAGACGAUGAAUUGGAGAGACGCUCAGAGUUACUGCAGACAGAAUCACAUUGAUCUGGUCAGUGUGAGGAACCAGAAUGAGAGUCAACAGCUUCAGAAGUUCAUCAGUGAUAGUCUCAUAUCUGGUGACGUCUGGAUCGGUCUGUUCAGAGACUCAUGGCAGUGGUCAGAUCAGAGUAACUCUUCAUUCAGAUACUGGAAGACUGGUCAACCUGAUAAUUAUGGAAGUAAUGAAAACUGUGCAGAGAUUUAUCAGAACGAUCAGGGACAAUGGCAUGACUUCUCUUGCAACAACCAGAUUCCUUUUGUGUGUCAUGAAGAUAAACUGAUUCUGAUCAAAGAGAAGCUGACGUGGUCUGAAGCUCUGAGAUACUGCAGACAGAAUCAUACGGAUCUGGUCUCGGUUCAUUCAGAAGAGAUGCAGCGUGAGGUGAUGAAUGUGGUUAAACGGGCGUCUACUGAGGCGGUGUGCUUGGGCUUACGUUACUCCCACAUUUUGGGUAUCUGGUACUGGGUGAGCAGAGACUCCGUGUGCUAUCAGAACUGGGCUCCAGGGAACGGCACAGGAGAGGAAGAGUGUGAGUCUGCAGUGAGAUCUGGAGCAGUUCAGUCUGGAGGAGAUCAGCGCUGGAUCAGCCGUCCUGAGACUGACAGACUCAACUUCAUCUGCAGCAGAUAUGAAGAGAAGACCUGGACUGAAGCUCAGAGAUACUGCAGAGAGAAAUACACAGAUCUGGCCACUGUUGACAACAUGAACGACAUGAUCGAGCUGAAGAAGAGUGUGAAUGAUGAACAUGUCUGGAUUGGGCUGGAGAAGACGGGUGUUGAUAAAUGGCAGUGGUCUUCAGGUGAUCCUGCGCUCUAUCUGAACUGGGCUCCUAAACAACCUGAUGGCACAGAUGAGUGUGGUUUUAUGAGAAAUGGACAAUGGCAUGAUUGGCCAUGCAGUAAAAGCCUGACUUUCAUCUGCAGUUCAUCUAACAACAAUAAACUGAUUCUGAUCAAAGAGAAUCUGACGUGGUCUGAAGCUCUGAGAUACUGCAGACAGAAUCAUACGGAUCUGGUCUCGGUUCAUUCAGAAGAGAUGCAGCGUGAGGUGAUGAAUGUGGUUAAACAGGCGUCUACUAAGGAGGUGUGGUUGGGUUUACGUCACUCCUGCACUGUGGGCAUCUGGUACUGGGUGAGCAGACAGCCCGUGUGCUAUCAGAACUGGGCUCCAGGGAACGGCAUAGGAGACGACUAUAAACUGAUUCUGAUCAAAGAGAAUCUGACGUGGUCUGAAGCUCUGAGAUACUGCAGACAGAAUCAUGUGGAUCUGGUCUCGGUUCAUUCAGAAGAGAUGCAGCGUCGUGUGAUGAAUGUGGUUAAACAGGCGUCUACUGAGGCGGUGUGGUUGGGUUUACACAACUACUGCAGCAUGAACAUGUGGCUCUGGGUGAGCGGAGACACCGUGUGCUAUCAGAACUGGGCUCCAGGGAACGGCACAGGAGAGGAAGAGUGUGAGCUGUUUCAAUGUGUUUCUUCCUCAGAAAUGGAGCAAACUCUAUAUUUCAUUCUUCUUCUCAUUGCUCUCUGCUCCGUAUCUGAAUGUGUUCAGCGUCAGUAUCACUUUAUAAACGUGAGGAAGACCUGGACUGAAGCUCAGAGAUACUGCAGAGAGAAUUACACAGAUCUGGCCACCGUUGACAACAUGAACGACAUGAUCGAGCUGAAGAGUGUGAAUGAUGAACAUGUCUGGAUUGGGCUGGAGAAGACGGGUGUUGAUAAAUGGCAGUGGUCUUCAGGUGAUCCUGCGCUCUAUCUGAACUGGGCUCCUAAACAACCUGAUGGCAAAGAUGAGUGUGGUUUUAUGAGAAAUGGACAAUGGCAUGAUUGGUCAUGCAGUAACAGCCUGACUUUCAUCUGCAGUUCAUCUAACAACAUGAACACAGGACUCGUCUUUGUCAAUCAGGAGAAGAAUUGGAGAGACGCUCAGAGUUACUGCAGACAGAAUCACACUGAUCUGGUCAGUGUGAGGAACCAGAAUGAGAAUCAACAGCUUCAGAAGUUCAUCAAUGAUAGUCACAUAUCUGGUGAUGUCUGGAUCGGUCUGUUCAGAGACUCAUGGCAGUGGUCAGAUCAGAGUAACUCCUCAUUCAGAUACUGGAAGACUGGUCAACCUGAUAAUUAUGGAAGUAAUGAAAACUGUGCAGAGAUUUAUCAGAACGAUCAGGGACAAUGGCAUGACUUCUCUUGCAACAACCAGAUUCCUUUUGUGUGUCAUGAAGAUAAACUGAUUCUGAUCAAAGAGAAUCUGACGUGGUCUGAAGCUCUGAGAUACUGCAGACAGAAUCAUACGGAUCUGGUCUCGGUUCAUUCAGAAGAGAUGCAGCGUGAGGUGAUGAAUGUGGUUAAACAGGCGUCUACUGAGGCGGUGUGGUUGGGUUUACAUUACUCCUGCACUGUGGGCAUCUGGUACUGGGUGAGCAGACAGCCCGUGUGCUAUCAGAACUGGGCUCCAGGGAACGGCAUAGGAGACGACUGUGAGUGUACAGUGAGAUCUGGAGCAGUUCAGUCUGGAGGAGAUCAGCGCUGGAUCAGCCGUCCUGAGACUGACAGACUCAACUUCAUCUGCAGCAGAUAUGAAGAGUGAAGGAUCCGUUUGUGUUGUUCUUUCUUUCUUUUUUUUUUUUUAACUGGCAAACACUUGUAAUGUUUUCAUCAGAUAAUGUGCUUAAAUCAGUAUAAUGAAAUUAAUUUCUGUAACUGAAGAGUAUCAUAUGAGUCUUUUUAAUAUCAUUGUAAUGAUCUUUGGGCAUUUAAAAUACCAGUGUGCACUAUAUAUAUUUUAAAGACCCCAUGAAAUCAAAAUGAGUUUUAAUCUGUGGCUUUAAGCUACAUUUACUGUACAUUUCAAUUUUACAGUUGUUCUUUUCUGGAAAAACAACUCAAAAACAUCUUCAACUCAGACUGUUCAAUCAAACGUACUUGCAGUUAAAUAGAAAGUAGAAAAUCAUGGUUCAAGUAUUUGGCAUAAAGCAUAUUGGAUAUUUAAAAGGAAAUCAAAGUAAAGCACAAUGCACAUCAGCUGAUUUCAUGGGAUCUUGGGAUUCUGGUGGUGUGGAUACUUUCUUCUACUUACUCCUGUUUUGCACUAGUCAUAUCUUUACUUGUUUAAAAAUGAUUGUGAGCAUCUAUAUGUGUCUCAAUGAAAUGAAAAUAUGGUUUAUUCUUAAAGAAAAACUGAAAUAAAUGGAGAGGGACAAAACAUGGAGGAGUGGUUCACUCACUGCAUUGAUAUAUAUAUAUAUAUAUAGGCCUCCUUGAUUAUAAUAAGAAUUUUCUUGGUGAAUUUUAUGAUUUUGAUUAUGGGUGAUUUUAAUAUCCAUGUCUGUUCUUGUAAACUCAUGACCAAAGAAUAGUUGAACUUAGUUGAUUCUUUUAUCUGAUCUCAGUGUGUCUCUGGACCUACACACGAUCAUGGACAUACGCUUGACUUGGUGUUUUCUUUGGGGAUAAUGAUGAAUAUAUUUGUGUUGAAGAAACAGCUAUCUCAGACCAUAGGAUUAUUAGGUUUAAUCUGUAACAAAUGUUCUGUUAUCAGCCUCCAUUCUUGUCUCGUGUUAACUAUCUCUACACCUAAUGCGUUCUCAGCUGCUUUCAGUCCUACUGAGUUAUCUCUUCCUAUCGAGUCUACAACGUUGCCCUCUAUAGGACAUGAUGAAUUGGUAAAUUUUUUUAAUAAUGUUUGUUCAGAGAUCUUGGAAAAUGUUGCACCUUUUAAAAUGAGAUAUCAAAUAAAUAAAAAUAAAAAUAAAAUGUGGAUGAGUAAUAAAUGAUCUUAAGCGGGUUUGUCAACAUAAUGAAUCUUUCUCAUUGCUUGAGUAAAUUUGACUUAAUUUCUUUAGCUCAGUUGAAAUAUAUUAUAUUGCAUUUAAAGCCGACUGCUUCACUUCAUGAUAUUCUCCCGUCACGACUGUUUAAAGAGGUUGUAGACACUAUUGGUUCUAGUAUUCUAUCGAUUAUUAACAGCAGCCACA